Messenger RNA from Papaver somniferum (opium poppy), 853 nucleotides. RefSeq names its product auxin-responsive protein SAUR50-like. Gene Ontology annotation, biological process: response to auxin. NCBI's taxonomy places the organism in Eukaryota, Viridiplantae, Streptophyta, Magnoliopsida, Ranunculales, Papaveraceae. The coding region runs from base 136 to 459 and encodes 107 amino acids. The transcript has a single exon. The record is from RefSeq and is a predicted model, not a curated record.
CUCACUCUCUAUACUCCUUGUCUUUAUAAACAGACCACAUUCCAACCAUUUCAUUCACCCCACUCCAUCAACAUCUUCAAACUAUCUCUUCUUCGUCUUAAGCUUUCUUUGUGCAUCUUGAUCUUUGUUUGCUCAAUGGCUUUAGGAAAAACCCAGAAAUUCCCACAGAGAGCAGUUUUGUCAAAGAUACUGAAGAGAUGUUCAAGUUUAGGUAAAAAACAAGGGUAUAAUAACGAUGAAGAACAAGGUUUACCAGUUGAUGUACCUAAAGGUCACUUUGCUGUUUAUGUUGGUGAGAAAAGAAGUAGAUUUAUUGUUCCUAUUUCAUUCUUGACUCAUCCUGAGUUUCAAAUCUUACUUCAAAGAGCUGAGGAAGAAUUUGGUUUUGAUCAUAAUAUGGGUCUCACUAUUCCAUGUGAAGAAGUUAUCUUUCGUUCUCUAACAUCAAUGCUCUGUUGAAAAAAUGAAGGUUUUUUUUUUUGGGUUGAAGAUGAGGAUCAAGAUAUGAUGAAGCUGCUUACUUUGCUUCUCACUCUAGUCUCUAAUUACUUAUUUUUCCUUUUUUGUGUGUUUUAUGGGUUGUUCUCUGUUUACAAAAAGACUAAACCCUAGAACAUCAUAACCAUUUUUAUAUGGUCUUUUGUAGUAUAUAAAUUAGUUUAGAGUUGGACAUAUAUUUUCCUUACUGGUGGUGCUUUUUUGGGUACCCUGUAAGAGACUACUACUACUACUACUAAUUUUGUGCUUUCGUUUUGCACAAUAUUCUUGUAUGAGACUUAUUGUCCUACUGAUGUUCGAUGAUGAUUAUAUAUGUUUAUGAAAUAUGAUCAGGAAAUGGAUUAGUUAUCUUUUA